AUGGACAUGGCCAUGUACACAUCGCCAUCUCUGCCCUUGUGUGCACAUGGCCAUGUUGUGGGCCUCACCUCUCUCUCCCUGCGCUUCUCCUCCCGUCCACACACCCCUCUCUCUGUGUUAACGUGUGGCGGUGGCCGCGGUCUCGGCACUGCUGGAAGUGACAUUGCUGUGUGGCGGUGGGCGCGGUCACGCCAUUGCUGGAAGUGCCAUCGCUGUGUGGAUCGAUACGACCACCACUGCCCCGCUAUAUGCACCUGCGUGGGUCGUCGCAACCACCGGCUGUUCCUCCUGCUCAUCGUUGCCUUCAUCGCUGGUGAACUCACCUUUGCAGCCAGCUGCCGUGCCUGCGGAAGUUGGCACCAUGCCGUGGGUCAUGGCCGUUCCUCUCCCAUAUCCGCCUCUCCCAUAUCCGCCUCUCCCAUAUCCGCCUCUCCCAUAUCCGCCUCUCCCAUAUCCGCCUCUCCCAUAUCCACCUCUCCCAUAUCCGCCUCUCCCAUAUCCGCCUCCUCCUCCAAUCAUCAUUCGUUCCCACCACACCUUGCCUCUCAUCAUCUCUUCACCUUGCCUCUCAUCAUCUCUUCACCUUGCCUCUCAUCAUCUCUUCACCUUGCCUCUCAUCAUCUCUUCACCUUGCCUCUCAUCAUCUCUUCACCUUGCCUCUCAUCAUCUCUUCACCUUGCCUCUCAUCAUCUCUUCACCUUGCCUCUCAUCAUCUCUUCACCUUGCCUCUCAUCAUCUCUUCACCUUGCCUCUCAUCAUCUCUUCACCUUGCCUCUCAUCAUCUCUUCACCUUUGCCUCUCAUCAUCUCUUCACCUUGCCUCUCAUCAUCUCUUCACCUUUGCCUCUCAUCAUCUCUUCACCUUGCCUCUCAUCAUCUCUUCACCUUGCCUCUCAUCAGCUCUUCACCUUGCCUCUCAUCAUCUCUUCACCUUGCCUCUCAUCAUCUCUUCACCUUGCCUCUCAUCAUCUCUUCACCUUGCCUCUCAUCAUCUCUUCACCUUGCCUCUCAUCAUCUCUUCACCUUGCCUCUCAUCAUCUCUUCACCUUUGCCUCUCAUCAUCUCUUCACCUUUGCCUCUCAUCAUCUCUUCACCUUUGCCUCUCAUCAUCUCUUCACCUUUGCCUCUCAUCAUCUCUUCACCUUGCCUCUCAUCAUCUCUUCACCUUGCCUCUCAUCAUCUCUUCACCUUGCCUCUCAUCAUCUCUUCACCUUGCCUCUCAUCAUCUCUUCACCUUGCCUCUCAUCAUCUCUUCACCUUGCCUCUCAUCAUCUCUUCACCUUGCCUCUCAUCAUCUCUUCACCUUGCCUCUCAUCAUCUCUUCACCUUGCCUCUCAUCAUCUCUUCACCUUUGCCUCUCAUCAUCUCUUCACCUUGCCUCUCAUCAUCUCUUCACCUUGCCUCUCAUCAGCUCUUCACCUUGCCUCUCAUCAUCUCUUCACCUUGCCUCUCAUCAUCUCUUCACCUUGCCUCUCAUCAUCUCUUCACCUUUGCCUCUCAUCAUCUCUUCACCUUGCCUCUCAUCAUCUCUUCACCUUGCCUCUCAUCAGCUCUUCACCUUGCCUCUCAUCAUCUCUUCACCUUGCCUCUCAUCAUCUCUUCACCUUGCCUCUCAUCAUCUCUUCACCUUGCCUCUCAUCAUCUCUUCACCUUGCCUCUCAUCAUCUCUUCACCUUUGCCUCUCAUCAUCUCUUCACCUUGCCUCUCAUCAUCUCUUCACCUUGCCUCUCAUCAGCUCUUCACCUUGCCUCUCAUCAUCUCUUCACCUUGCCUCUCAUCAUCUCUUCACCUUGCCUCUCAUCAUCUCUUCACCUUGCCUCUCAUCAUAUCUUCACCUUGCCUCUCAUCAUCUCUUCACCUUGCCUCUCAUCAUCUCUUCACCUUGCCUCUCAUCAUCUCUUCACCUUGCCUCUCAUCAUCUCUUCACCUUGCCUCUCAUCAUCUCUUCACCUUGCCUCUCAUCAUCUCUUCACCUUGCCUCUCAUCAUCUCUUCACCUUGCCUCUCAUCAUCUCUUCACCUUGCCUCUCAUCAUCUCUUCACCUUGCCUCUCAUCAUCUCUUCACCUUGCCUCUCAUCAUCUCUUCACCUUGCCUCUCAUCAUCUCUUCACCUUGCCUCUCAUCAUCUCUUCACCUUGCCUCUCAUCAUCUCUUCACCUUGCCUCUCAUCAUCUCUUCACCUUGCCUCUCAUCAUCUCUUCACCUUGCCUCUCAUCAUCUCUUCACCUUGCCUCUCAUCAUCUCUUCACCUUGCCUCUCAUCAUCUCUUCACCUUGCCUCUCAUCAUCUCUUCACCUUGCCUCUCAUCAUCUCUUCACCUUGCCUCUCAUCAUCUCUUCACCUUGCCUCUCAUCAUCUCUUCACCUUGCCUCUCAUCAUCUCUUCACCUUGCCUCUCAUCAUCUCUUCACCUUGCCUCUCAUCAUCUCUUCACCUUGCCUCUCAUCAUCUCUUCACCUUUGCCUCUCAUCAUCUCUUCACCUUGCCUCUCAUCAUCUCUUCACCUUUGCCUCUCAUCAUCUCUUCACCUUGCCUUACCUUGCCUCUCAUCAUCUCUUCACCUUGCCUCUCAUCAUCUCUUCACCUUGCCUCUCAUCAUCUCUUCACCUUGCCUCUCAUCAUCUCUUCACCUUGCCUCUCAUCAUCUCUUCACCUUGCCUCUCAUCAUCUCUUCACCUUGCCUCUCAUCAUCUCUUCACCUUGCCUCUCAUCAUCUCUUCACCUUGCCUCUCAUCAUCUCUUCACCUUGCCUCUCAUCAUCUCUUCACCUUGCCUCUCAUCAUCUCUUCACCUUGCCUCUCAUCAUCUCUUCACCUUGCCUCUCAUCAUCUCUUCACCUUGCCUCUCAUCAUCUCUUCACCUUUGCCUCUCAUCAUCUCUUCACCUUGCCUCUCAUCAUCUCUUCACCUUUGCCUCUCAUCAUCUCUUCACCUUGCCUCUCAUCAUCUCUUCACCUUGCCUCUCAUCAGCUCUUCACCUUGCCUCUCAUCAUCUCUUCACCUUGCCUCUCAUCAUCUCUUCACCUUGCCUCUCAUCAUCUCUUCACCUUGCCUCUCAUCAUCUCUUCACCUUGCCUCUCAUCAUCUCUUCACCUUGCCUCUCAUCAUCUCUUCACCUUUGCCUCUCAUCAUCUCUUCACCUUUGCCUCUCAUCAUCUCUUCACCUUUGCCUCUCAUCAUCUCUUCACCUUUGCCUCUCAUCAUCUCUUCACCUUGCCUCUCAUCAUCUCUUCACCUUGCCUCUCAUCAUCUCUUCACCUUUGCCUCUCAUCAUCUCUUCACCUUUGCCUCUCAUCAUCUCUUCACCUUUGCCUCUCAUCAUCUCUUCACCUUUGCCUCUCAUCAUCUCUUCACCUUGCCUCUCAUCAUCUCUUCACCUUGCCUCUCAUCAUCUCUUCACCUUGCCUCUCAUCAUCUCUUCACCUUGCCUCUCAUCAUCUCUUCACCUUGCCUCUCAUCAUCUCUUCACCUUGCCUCUCAUCAUCUCUUCACCUUGCCUCUCAUCAUCUCUUCACCUUGCCUCUCAUCAUCUCUUCACCUUGCCUCUCAUCAUCUCUUCACCUUGCCUCUCAUCAUCUCUUCACCUUGCCUCUCAUCAUCUCUUCACCUUGCCUCUCAUCAUCUCUUCACCUUGCCUCUCAUCAUCUCUUCACCUUUGCCUCUCAUCAUCUCUUCACCUUGCCUCUCAUCAUCUCUUCACCUUUGCCUCUCAUCAUCUCUUCACCUUGCCUCUCAUCAUCUCUUCACCUUGCCUCUCAUCAGCUCUUCACCUUGCCUCUCAUCAUCUCUUCACCUUGCCUCUCAUCAUCUCUUCACCUUGCCUCUCAUCAUCUCUUCACCUUGCCUCUCAUCAUCUCUUCACCUUGCCUCUCAUCAUCUCUUCACCUUGCCUCUCAUCAUCUCUUCACCUUUGCCUCUCAUCAUCUCUUCACCUUUGCCUCUCAUCAUCUCUUCACCUUUGCCUCUCAUCAUCUCUUCACCUUUGCCUCUCAUCAUCUCUUCACCUUGCCUCUCAUCAUCUCUUCACCUUGCCUCUCAUCAUCUCUUCACCUUGCCUCUCAUCAUCUCUUCACCUUGCCUCUCAUCAUCUCUUCACCUUGCCUCUCAUCAUCUCUUCACCUUGCCUCUCAUCAUCUCUUCACCUUUGCCUCUCAUCAUCUCUUCACCUGCCAUUCACCCAGCAUCUUUGAGAACCGUCACAUCACCUCCUUCACCUGCCCUCCACCCAACCCCUCAUCUUCCCGAAUCGUACAAGGUGCUCCUAGAGGCGUAGAUGUGUCCUUUCACAUCAUGAUUGCUGCUUGCCUGUGCCCCUACCCCUCAUCCUCUUGUGCUGUGCCCCUACCCCUCAUCCUCUUGUGCUGUGCCCCUACCCCUCAUCCUCUUGUGCUGUGCCCCUACCCCUCAUCCUCUUGUGCUGUGCCCCUACCCCUCAUCCUCUUGUGCUGUGCCCCUACCCCUCAUCCUCUUGUGCUGUGCCCCUACCCCUCAUCCUCUUGUGCUGUGCACCUACCCCUCAUCCUCUUGUGCUGUGCCCCUACCCCUCAUCCUCUUGUGCUGUGCCCCUACCCCUCAUCCUCUUGUGCUGUGCCCCUACCCCUCAUCCUCUUGUGCUGUGCCCCUACCUCUCUCCCUGCGCUGCUGUGCUUCAGUGGGUCCUAUAAGGAGCGUAGAGACAUCUGUCCGCAUUAA
Closterium sp. Naga37s-1 is the source of this 4689-nucleotide messenger RNA. The record is from the annotation of a GenBank genome assembly. Lineage: Eukaryota; Viridiplantae; Streptophyta; Zygnematophyceae; Desmidiales; Closteriaceae.